AGUCAAGAUCCCGAGAACGACAUGCCCCGGGCCACGAAGGAGAAUCGAGAUUCGGCGCGGGCGGGGACGAGAAGCAGCGCCCGGGUACGCGGGGACGGCAGCCGGCGCGGGCGGGAGCGGCCUUUGUCUCCUCCGGCUCUUUCCGCCACUGCACCGGCCCCAUGAGCCCGCGGCCCCGCAGCAUUCGGGCUGUCCGCAGCCCCUGAACUGACCUGCCCUGACCAUGGCCGAAGCCGCUUCCAGCGCCGGGGGCACGUCCCUGGAGGGUGAGCGCGGCAAGAGGCCCCCUCCCGAAGGCGAACCUGCAGCCCCGGUGUCUGGAGUUCUGGAUAAGCUUUUUGGGAAGCGGCUUCUGCAGGCAGGUCGCUACCUGGUGUCCCACAAAGCAUGGAUGAAGACAGUGCCCACAGAGAACUGCGACGUGCUGAUGACCUUCCCAGACACCACGGAUGACCACACGCUGCUAUGGCUGCUGAACCACAUCCGCGUGGGCAUCCCUGAGCUCAUUGUGCAAGUCCGCCACCACCGCCACACUCGUGCUUAUGCCUUCUUCGUCACUGCCACGUAUGAGAGCCUACUCCGAGGAGCCGACGAGCUGGCUCUGCGCAAAGCAGUGAAGGCAGAGUUUGGCGGGGGCACCCGCGGCUUCUCCUGCGAGGAGGACUUCAUCUACGAGAAUGUGGAGAGUGAGCUGCGCUUCUUCACCUCCCAGGAGCGCCAGAGCAUCAUCCGCUUCUGGCUGCAGAAUCUGCGAGCCAAGCAGGGCGAAGCCCUGCACAACGUUCGCUUCCUGGAGGACCAACCAAUUAUCCCUGAGCUGGCAGCCCGUGGGAUCAUCCAGCAGGUAUUCCCGGUCCACGAGCAGCGCAUCCUGAACUGCCUGAUGAAGUCAUGGGUGCAGGCCGUGUGUGAAAACCAGCCUCUAGACGAGAUCUGCGACUACUUUGGCGUGAAGAUUGCCAUGUAUUUUGCCUGGCUGGGCUUUUACACAUCGGCAAUGGUGUACCCAGCUGUCUUUGGCUCUGUCCUGUACACAUUCACUGAGGCUGAUCAGACAAGCCGGGAUGUGUCAUGUGUGGUCUUCGCGCUUUUCAACGUGGUCUGGUCAACACUCUUCUUGGAGGAAUGGAAACAGAGGGGGGCAGAGCUGGCCUACAAAUGGGGAACGCUGGACUCCCCUGGUGAAGCUGUAGAGGAGCCACGACCCCAGUUCAGGGGUGUGAGACGUAUUAGCCCUGUGACGCGGACGGAGGAAUUCUACUACCCGCCCUGGAAGCGGAUGCUCUUCCAGCUGCUUGUCAGUCUCCCCUUGUGUCUCACCUCCCUGGCCUGUGUGUUCCUGCUCAUGCUUGGCUGCUUCCAGCUGCAGGAGCUGGUGCUGAGCGUGAAGGGGCUGCCCCGUCUUGCCCGUUUCCUGCCCAAGGUUGUGCUGGCCCUGCUGGUCAGUGUUAGUGCUGAAGGCUAUAAGAAGCUUGCUAUCUGGCUCAAUGACAUGGAGAAUUACCGGCUGGAGAGUGCCUACGAGAAGCACCUCAUCAUCAAGGUCGUCCUGUUCCAAUUUGUCAACUCAUACCUGAGCCUCUUCUACAUUGGCUUCUACCUCAAAGACAUGGAACGCCUGAAAGAGAUGCUGGCCACCCUGCUGAUCACCCGCCAGUUCCUCCAGAAUGUACGCGAGGUCCUGCAGCCGCACCUGUACCGGCGGCUGGGCCGAGGCGAGCUCGGCCUGCGGGCUGCCUGGGAGCUGGCCCGUGCCCUGCUGGGCUUGCUGAGCCUCCAGCGCCCUGCGCCCCGCCACCUCGAGCCCCAGACUGAAGAGGGUGGUGGCAGCAGUAGUGGGGGAGGCCGCAGGUGUCUCGGUGGAGGCUGUGGGGCACCUGAGGAGGAGGAGGAGGCCACAGUGGAGCGGCGGCCUCUGGGGGAAGACGGGGAAGUGGUGGAUGGGCCAAGGGGGGGAAAGGAGGAGGACGAGGAGGAGGAGGAGGCCGAGGCCGACGACGAGGAGGGCGAGGAGGGCGGCCCCCUGGACUGUGGGCUCCGGCUGAAGAAGGUCAGCUUCGCUGAGCGUGGGGCCGGGUGGCGGCAGCCCAGCCCGGAGGCCCUCCUGGAAGAAGGGAGCCCCACUAUGGUGGAGAAGGGGCUGGAGCCAGGUGUACUCACACUGGCCGAGGAGGACGAUGAGGCUGAGGGGGCUUCCAGCAGCCCUGAGCGGGAGCCCCCAGCUGCCCUGCUCCGCCGCGCUGGGGGUGAGGGCCGCGACCAGGGGCCCGACGGUGGCCCAGACCCAGAGCCGGGCCCUGGUGACUCCGCCCGGAGGCGGCGGCAGGACAGGUCAUCUUGGAUCGACCCGCCUGAGGAGGAGCACGCGCCCCAGCUCACCCAGGCGGAGCUCGAGAGCUGUAUGAGGAAGUACGAGGACACCCUCCAGGACUACCAGGAGAUGUUCGUACAAUUUGGCUAUGUCGUGCUCUUCUCGUCUGCCUUCCCCCUGGCUGCGCUGUGUGCCCUGGUCAACAACCUCAUCGAGAUCCGCAGCGACGCGCUCAAGCUGUGCACGGGGCUGCAGCGGCCCUUUGGGCAGCGGGUGGAGAGCAUCGGCCAGUGGCAGAAGGUGAUGGAGGCUAUGGGUGUCCUGGCAAUCGUGGUCAACUGCUAUCUGAUCGGCCAGUGUGGGCAGCUGCAGCGCCUCUUUCCCUGGCUCAGCCCUGAGGCAGCCAUCGUGUCGGUGGUGGUGCUCGAGCACUUCGCUCUGCUCCUCAAGUACCUCAUUCACGUGACCAUCCCUGACAUUCCUGGUUGGGUGGCAGAGGAGAUGGCCAAGCUUGAGUACCAGCGGCGGGAGGCCUUCAAGAGACAUGAGCGCCAGGCGCAGCACCGCUACCAGCAGCAGCAGCGGCGGCGGCGGGAGGAGGAGGAGCGCCAGCGCCAUGCAGAGCACCAUGCCCGGCGGGAACGUGACGCUGGUGGCAGGGAGGAGGCGCGGGCCGAGGGCUCCAGGCUGGACCCCGCUGCCCCUGAGAAGGCCUCAGCCAAGGCCAAGGGCGGCGGGCCAGGCAGCCACGGGCUGGAGCGGCCCAAGCGCCCGGGGUCCCUGCUGGCCCCCAACAAUGUCAUGAAGCUGAAGCAGAUCAUCCCACUGCAGGGCAAAUUUCUGUCAUCUGGGGCCAUGUCCUCGCUGGCUGGCGCAGGGACAGGCCCGGCUGCCCGGGCUCCCCCUGCCCAGUCACCCACAGGCAGUGACACCCGCCUGCCAGCCUUCCUCAGCUUCAAGUUCCUCAAGUCACCCGAGACCCGGCGGGACCCUGAGCGCAGCCAUUCGCCCCCCAAGGCCUUCCAUGCCGGCAAGCUCUUCCCCUUCGGCGGGGCUAGGGCUGAGGCCGGGGCCAACGGGGCAGGUGGGCAGGCCCGGCCGGACGGGAUCCCCAGCGGUGGCGGAGGCCGGGCCCAGCGGAGUGGGCCAACAGACGAGGCCUCGGCUGAGGAGCCAGACACCCCCAGGCCUGAAGAGGAAGCCUCAGGGACAGAGCUGGCCCUGGUGGGCGCCCCUGCCCUCCGCACCCGCCGCAGCCGGAGCCCCGCGCCGCCGCCGCCGCCGCCAACGUCGCUGCCCCGGCCCCCGACACCUCCCCCCGGUUGCUGGCAGUGGGACGGGCCGUGGGGCUGCGGGGGCGAGGGCGCCGCCGCCCGCCAGGCCCCCGCCCUCGCCGAGUGCCCGCCCUGCGCCCUGGCUGGGCCCCCGCCCGCCCCCCAGCCCCUGCCUGGGGACGCCAGCUUCUACAGCCUCCCUCCCCCACCACUGCCGCCCAACUCCGAGGCCCCCGAGCCUUCGGCGCCCUCGCCCAGCGCCAGCCCGAGCCCCCAGGCCGUGUGCUGGCCCAGCGGCUGGCACUAGCUCCGCCCGCCUCUCUGCCUUCCUGUUCUCAUAUGCAAUAUCAGCCCUGGACCGGCCCCGGCCUCCCCUGCCCCCAUCUGCCGUUUUCUUUUCAACCAAGAUGGGGGAGACGAAAGGAAACCCCCCAAAACCCAACAGAAAACACAGAAUAGGCGAUUAUUUAUUUGUUUUUAAUUUAUUUCGUCAUAUUUUUGUAAAACGGCAGAAAUGCAAUAAAAAGUAUAUUUCAACAGUG
Molecule: messenger RNA, 4127 nt
Organism: Manis pentadactyla (Chinese pangolin)
Lineage: Eukaryota; Metazoa; Chordata; Mammalia; Pholidota; Manidae
Gene: ANO8
Product: anoctamin 8
Exons: 18
Coding region: 224-3892 (1222 amino acids)
Biological process (GO): chloride transmembrane transport
Cellular component (GO): plasma membrane
Molecular function (GO): chloride channel activity
Source: RefSeq, a predicted model, not a curated record